AUGUUUAUUUUAUUUUACUUUUGCCAAGCAAAAAAAACUUGAAAGCUUUCUCUUUUUUUUUUUUUCUUUUUCUUUUUUCCCUAAAACCCUCACUCUUUUGCUUUUCACCUUCACUGGGUUCCAUUAAACCCUUCAAGUAGUAGAAAAUGCAAACGCCAAAUCGCCCUUAAAUAUUUGGGCUUUAAAUCGGGAAAAGAAAUCAUCUUGCAGUGUUUCGGCUGUCAUCCUCACUGCUUCUACAAUCUCAUUGUUUCUGGUUUUGUUCUACUGGAAAAUUGAUUGGCAGCAGGUAUGGGUUAUGAUUCUACCAUGUCCAGUACGGCAGACGACUCGAGCCACGGAAUUGACAAGCAGCACCUUGCUUCUCCCAUUAAGAAUUUGGUGGACAAGUUUCAACUUGUUCCAGAAUUCCUAAAGGUGAGAGGAUUGGUGAAGCAACACUUGGACUCCUUCAAUUAUUUUGUUAAGACGGAAAUUAAGAAGAUUGUCCGAGCGAAUCAGGAGAUUAGAUCAACAUUGGACCCCAGUAUUUAUCUUAGGUACAUGGAUGUCCACAUUGGGGAACCGUCAAUGAUUUUUGAUGCUGUAACUGAGAAAUUAUCUCCGCAGAAAUGCCGACUAUCCGACAGAACCUAUGCGGCACCAAUUUAUGUCACCAUCAGGUACACAACGGGAAGUCAUGGGCAGACAGUAGAGUCAACAAAGAAGAAUGUUAUCAUUGGAAGGAUGCCAAUUAUGCUAAGAAGCAGUUGUUGCGUGCUAUAUGGGAAAGAUGAAGAUGAACUAGCAAGACUUGGAGAAUGCCCACUUGAUCCAGGAGGAUAUUUUGUAAUCAAAGGCACUGAGAAGGUAAUUUUAAUUCAAGAGCAGCUCUCAAAGAACAGGAUAAUCAUUGAUACAGAUAAAAAAGGUUGUGUGCAAGCAUCUGUAACUAGCAGCACAGAAAAAACAAAAAGCAAAACGAUUAUAAAAAUGGAAAAAGAAAAGGUAUACUUAGAGUUGAAUAUGUUCAAAACCAAGGUCCCCAUAAUGGUUGUCAUGAAGGCCAUGGGAAUGGAGAGCGAUCAAGAGGUUGUGCAAAUGAUAGGAAGAGAUCCUCGGCUGAGUGCUCUGCUUUUGCCAUCAAUCGAGGAGUGUGCAGAUCUCAAGUUGUAUACACAACAGCAAGCACUGGAGUUCCUCGAGAGUGAUAAGAUGCUUAAAAUGCCUUUAUAUUCUACUGGUCCAGUUGAGAAGGGAGCCCGAGCUUUGAGUAUUCUUCGUGACAUAUUUCUUGCAAAUGUUCCUGUCCAUCAGCAUAAUUUCCGCAAGAAAUGCAUAUAUGUUGCAGUAAUGAUGAGGCGCAUGAUGGAAGCAAUCUUAAACAAGGAUGCAAUGGAUGACAAAGACUAUGUGGGGAACAAAAGAUUGGAACUCUCCGGCCAGCUACUAUCUCUCCUUUUUGAGGAUUUGUUCAAGACGUUGAAUGAUGAAGCUAGGAAGACAAUAGAUGCUCUUCUUGCCAGGCCAAGUCGCUCCAGCCGUUUGGACAUUUCUCAAUACAUAGUCAAAGAUUAUAUUACUCAGGGCCUGGAGAGAACCCUAUCUACAGGUAAUUGGGAUGUAAAACGAUUUAGGAUGCACAGGAAAGGCAUGACUCAGGUUGUUGCUAGGUUAUCAUACAUUGGAUCAUUGGGUCACAUGACAAAGAUCUCACCACAAUUCGAAAAGUCUAGAAAAGUUAGUGGUCCUAGAGCACUGCAACCUAGCCAGUUCGGCAUGCUUUGUCCUUGUGACACCCCAGAAGGCGAAGCUUGUGGACUGGUGAAAAACUUGGCAUUGAUGACUCAUGUUACGACAGAUGAGGAUGAGCGCCCUAUUAUGUCUUUGGUACAGUCUUUAUUACUUGUGUUUCUCCCGCCUGGUAUUCAAGUGUUUGAUAAAGUCGGACAAGUAGUAUCCUAAUUUUUUGUUUGUCUAUUUCUUAAUUCUGAGAUUUUACACUUGGUUAUUAUAGACCUCAAAAUCACAAGCUAACCAUGAUCAUUAUAAAAGUUAAAACCAGAAGUUGACGAUUAUGUUUAGAAGCUUUCAUGGAAACAAGGAAUCCCAGGAGUGAGAUUGUUUAGAUGCUUGUUACUAUUUUGAUCCCAAUGUUUUGAACGUAUUUACUACAUAAAAAUUUAAAAUUAAACUAAUCUGCCUGUGUUGUAGUUACUGUACCCUUUUAAGAAUGUUCUGUCAUGCUUUCAUUUGUAUUUUGUGAUGGCUUCUUCACUCCCAUUUUUUCUUUUUUCAAACUGCUUUGAAAUGCUUUUACUUGAGCUGAGGGUCUACCAGAAACAAUUUCUCUACCUUCCAUGGUAGGGGUAUGGUUUGCAUACACACUACCCUCCCCAGAUCCCACUUGUGAGAUUAUACUAGUCUCUAGAUAUGUUGUUGUUGUUGUAAACUAAUCUACCGGUGGAAUGCUACGUAUUAAUUGUUUGUUUUUCCUAGGAGGAACUAGUGAUGGAAAAGAUUAAACACUUAUUGAACUGGUGAUAACAACAUAAAGACAGCUCCUUAUGAGGAUUUCUAGAUGAGAAUAUGAAAAGUUUUAUCAUUAGUAUUUCUAAUUAUGGUUAUAUUAUCAUUUGCAAUCUAGAUAUAGGAUAGCAAUCUAAUUCUUCUUAUAUUAGCCUGAUUACUACCGUACUUUGAUAAGAACAAAAUCAAUCAAAAGGAAAAAGACAGGGAUAGUAAUUUCUUCUAUGUGACUACGAGCUUGUUAUGGCUAAAAAUUUGUACAGUGGGAAUUGAUGGGGUUUUAAUUUCAGAAAUGCAAUUUGCUGAGUGUAAUCUCUUUUUUUUCUCUCUCUCAAAGAACUGUUUUGGAACGAGAGGAAUAGGAGGUGUUUUGCUUGAAUCUCAACUCCAAAUCACUCUCUCAAAACUAGAUGUCUACUCUUACUUUUUUGCUGGUCUAGAUUGGCUAAUGUAUACUGAACAUUUUCUGGAGCUCCUUAGUUCCUUAUCUUAGAUUGACGUACUGUAAAGGGAUUCCCUUUUUCUUCAUUCCAGUUUCUUUUGUCAAUUUUUCUUUCAUUGAAAGUUGUAACUAUGCAUCUUCUUGAUGCCCUUUUGUGAAUGAAAUACCUUACUUUAUCAAAAAAAAAAAAAAAGAAAAA
This is a messenger RNA of Capsicum annuum, 3149 nucleotides long. Its product is annotated as DNA-directed RNA polymerase III subunit 2. The record is from RefSeq and is a predicted model, not a curated record. Gene Ontology annotation, molecular function: DNA binding; ribonucleoside binding; DNA-directed RNA polymerase activity. The transcript is spliced from 2 exons. The coding region runs from base 292 to 1944 and encodes 550 amino acids. Lineage: Eukaryota; Viridiplantae; Streptophyta; Magnoliopsida; Solanales; Solanaceae. Gene Ontology annotation, cellular component: RNA polymerase III complex. Gene Ontology annotation, biological process: DNA-templated transcription.